AUGACUACACGUUGGAACAUAAAGUAUGUGAUUAAAGGAGAAAAAACGUGUGUUCCUCGACUGUUAUUUUAUAAAACGAUGAAACUGAAAUUGGGUAUGACGGAAACAUCCCCGAAAAGUGGGAAAAUAUUCAAAAGUUCCCCAGGAACAACAAGUCUGCUCACAUUUAUAAUUCUUGCUCUAGCAUGGUUGGUUGGAUUCGCUUCUCGUUUAUUUGCCAUUGUCCGAUUCGAGUCAAUUAUUCACGAGUUCGACCCAUGGUUCAACUAUCGUGCCACCCACCAUAUGGUCGAGCAUGGAUUUUAUAAUUUCCUCAACUGGUUUGAUGAAAGGGCUUGGUAUCCCUUAGGCAGGAUCGUUGGCGGAACAGUGUACCCUGGGUUAAUGGUGACAUCGGGUGCCAUACAUUAUGUACUUUCUGUGCUGAAUAUUCCAGUUCAUAUUCGGGACGUGUGCGUUUUCCUGGCCCCUAUUUUUAGUGGUUUAACUGCAAUCGCCACGUAUCUUUUGACGAGAGAGUUAUGGACGGCAGGUGCAGGCUUAUUCGCUGCUUGUUUUAUUGCCAUUUCUCCGGGUUAUACUAGUCGAUCAGUUGCGGGAUCUUAUGACAAUGAAGGCAUUGCCAUAUUCGCUUUACAGUUUACUUACUUCCUUUGGGUUCGUUCUGUAAGAACUGGCUCGGUUUUUUGGGGUGCUUUGACGGCACUUUCUUACUUUUAUAUGGUUUCUGCGUGGGGAGGAUAUGUUUUUAUCAUCAACUUAAUUCCUCUGCAUGUAUUAGUACUCAUUGUCAUUGGGAGAUAUACGUCUAAACUUUACGUUGCUUAUACUACAUUUUAUGUCCUCGGCCAAGUAAUGGCUAUGCAGGUUCCGUUUGUUGGUUUCCAGCCGGUCAAGACUUCUGAGCAUAUGGCAGCAGCUGGAGUUUUUGGUCUUUUGCAGCUAGUGGCAUUUUUGAAAUAUUUGCAAAAACGUGUUUCACCGCAACAGUUUAUGACAUUGUUCAUUGGUGGCAUUUCGGUAGUAUCUGCACUUGGGCUUGCGAUCAUUGUUUUACUGACUUAUGCAGGUUACAUCGCUCCUUGGUCUGGUCGAUUUUAUUCAUUGUGGGAUACAGGUUAUGCUAAAAUUCAUAUUCCCAUUAUUGCAUCUGUUUCUGAACACCAGCCGACUACGUGGGUUUCCUUCUUUUUUGACCUUCAUAUCACAGCAGCGAUAUUUCCUGUCGGAUUAUGGUACUGCGUGAAAAACGUCAACGACGAGAGAGUUUUUAUCAUUCUUUAUGCUGUGACUGCUGUUUACUUUGCUGGCGUUAUGGUUCGUUUGAUGCUUACUUUGACACCAGUUGUUUGUGUUCUUUCUGGAAUUGCCUUCUCACAUACGUAUGAAAAAUUCCUUGUUGAUGACAGUAAUGAGUCUACGUCUAAAAGCCCGCCAGCGGAAGACAGUGGCGCACAAAAGUACGACAAGCCAUCGAAAAACAGAAAGGGAACGACGUCUGGUUCCAAGUCUGAUGUACCACAGGAAGAUACAUCUCUCGGCACUAAUACCCGCUCUAUUGUUUCAGUAGUUCUAGUACUGAUGUUGUUGAUGUUUGUUGUUCACUGUACGUAUGUGACAAGCAAUGCCUACUCACAUCCAUCUGUGGUUCUUCAAUCUCAUACGUCUAGUGGAGGACGAGUUAUUAUGGAUGACUUUCGUGAGGCAUAUUAUUGGUUGAGGAAGAAUACCGAAGAAAAUGCUCGAAUUAUGAGUUGGUGGGAUUAUGGCUAUCAAAUUGCGGGUAUGGCUAAUAGGACUACUUUGGUGGACAAUAAUACUUGGAACAAUUCCCACAUAGCUUUAGUUGGGAAGGCUAUGUCUUCAAACGAAUCAGCAGCUUACGAAAUUAUGAGAGCGCUGGAUGUGGAUUAUGUGCUUGCUAUAUUUGGAGGAGUUAUUGGAUAUUCAGGUGACGAUAUAAACAAGUUUUUAUGGAUGGUACGCAUUGCUGAAGGGGAGCAUCCAAAUGACAUAAGGGAAAGCAACUAUUUCACUGAAACCGGUGAAUAUAGCAUAGGAGCUGAUGCAUCAAAGACAAUGUUGAAUUGUCUUAUGUAUAAACUGUGUUAUUAUCGGUUUGGAGAAAUAAAGCUCGGUUAUCAGCAACCAUCUGGUUUCGACAGGACAAGGAAUUACAUAAUUGGGAAGAAGGAUAUCGUACUGGAACACAUUGAAGAAGCAUACACUACUGAGAACUGGCUUGUUCGCAUUUAUAAAGUUAAAAAGCCGUCAAACCGUCCUUACAUAAAGUAUCAGCUCCGACGCAUCAAGUCGACCAAGUCCCUUUCUUUGUCUAAAAAAAGUAAAUCCGGGAAGGGUGUCAUACGUGGAAAACCUGUAGUGAGGAAAGCCAGAGAUCGCAAACCCAAAUGA
Molecule: messenger RNA, 2415 nt
Organism: Enterobius vermicularis (human pinworm)
Lineage: Eukaryota; Metazoa; Nematoda; Chromadorea; Rhabditida; Oxyuridae
Source: the annotation of a GenBank genome assembly